UCAGCUCGGUGUGAAAGCUGUCACGUGGUUUUCGGCGCGCUUGGAGCGUGUCGGUGAUUCAUCUCGCCGCGACAUGUACUCUUUGAGAGGUCAGCCCGGAAGACUUGGUCGGCGGCGAUGAUGAUGAUGAUGAUGCGGUAAACUAAAGGGGAGUUUCCUGUCUCGCCGCAGGAAUGCCAGGUGGAGAGUACGGGGAGCUCGGGGGUAGCCUCCCUGCCAUCGCCUCCUUGAAUGCUUCCUACUCUACGUCGCUGUCGCUCCCUUCCCCGUACCUGUUGGUGCCACCCGCCGAGCGCAGAGCCAUCUCCGACGUGCGGCGCACCUUCCUCCUCUUUGUGACGUUCGAUCUGCUCUUCAUCUCCCUUCUGUGGAUUAUUGAGCUGAACAUCAAAAGCUCCAUCAAGGACAGCUUAGAGAAUGAGGUCAUCCAUUAUAACUACAGCUCCUCCUUCUUCGACAUCUUUCUCCUCGCUGUGUUUCGUUUCCUGUGUCUACAAGUGGGUUACGCCGCUUUUCGGUUGAAGCACUGGUGGGUUAUCGCGGUUACAACUCUAGUGACCAGCGUCUUCCUCGUUGUUAAGGUCAUCAUAUCUAAUAUCCUCUCCCAGAAUGCCUUUGGCUACGUGUUACCUAUCACUUCGUUUGUGGUGGCCUGGCUGGAGACCUGGUUCCUUGAUUUCAAGGUGUUCACUCAGGAGGCCGAUGAUGAGAGAGCCUACCUGGCAGUGGUGAACGCAGCCUGCGAACGAGCCCCCAUGAUCUAUCCCCGUGCUGUUUCAGACGGACAGUUCUACUCUCCGCCUGAAUCCAUCGCAGGCUCUGAGGAGGAUCUGGAUGAGGAGGGUCUUGGACGCAGAGCUGUCACUGCACAGGAGAAGGAGUAUGUCCAACAGGGCCGAGAGGCCAUGUCUGUGGUGGAACAGAUCCUAGCCCAGGAGGACAACUGGAAAUUUGAAAAAAACAACGACAUGGGGGACUCUGUCUACACUCUGGAGAUUCCCUUCCACGGAAAGACUUUCAUUCUCAAGGCCUUCAUGCAGUGUCCAGCUGAGCUCGUGUAUCAGGAGGUGAUUCUCCAACCGGAGAAGAUGGUCCAGUGGAACAGAACUGUGUCCGUCUGCCAGAUCCUUCAGAGGGUUGAUGACAACACUCUGGUAUCAUACGAUGUCUCCGCUGGAGCAGCAGGGGGAGUUGUGUCUGCGAGGGACUUUGUUAAUGUUCGGCGAGUGGAACGCAAACGAGAUUGCUACCUGUCUGCUGGCAUGGCAACCGACCACGAAGCGAAACCUCCAAUCGGUCGCUAUGUCAGGGGAGAGAACGGUCCAGGAGGAUUUGUGGUCCUCAAAUCCAGCAGUAACCCGUCCGUCUGCACCUUCAUCUGGGUCCUCAACACAGACUUGAAGGGCCGACUGCCCCGCUACCUCAUCCACCAGAGUCUGGCUGCCACCAUGUUUGAAUUCAUGACCCAUUUACGUCAACGUAUCGCUGAGGUGCGGCCUUCUCUCCGCUCCCAUCACCACACUUAAAACCGGAGAUUCCUACAACUGUGCCACAGCCGGUUUGAGAGGUGUCACUACUGUUUUUUUUCUUUGACCGGUGCAGCAGUACCCUUGUGCUGCAUCGAAGCGGAACGGAAAGACUGAACUUCUAAGCAUAGGACUUGUCGGACCCGUGACCACACAUAUUCACCACGCGUCAGUCACAGAAGAAGAGGAAUAGUUUGGUUAUCAAUGACGAUGUUCCUCCGCAUCCUGAAACGUCGAUGUUGUUUUUGAAGCGUGAUCACACACUUUCAUGUGGACCUGUGACUGUCUUGCUGCGUCCCUCACUGUGCAAUGAGACAUGAUGUUUCCUGAACCUGCCAAGUGAUCUUGUGGCAGGGUGGACUUUACUGAAACAAGACAACCUGAAUGAGGAUGUUUAAUGAUUCUCACUGUCUCUCAUGUUACACAUGAACUGAUGCAAAGGCAUGAAGCAGCUGUCUCUGAGCCUUAUCUUUCUUUUACACGUUGUUAGCCUUUGAUUUGCUGUUUAAGUUUUUGUGUCACUGCACCUUCAUAACCAAAUAUAUUUCUGUGCUGUGCCUGCCCCAAAACAAAUCCACACUUCAUAGCCAUAAUUAUCACCUAAUUUGAGUGGGUAAAAGCUAUUUCCACACAGUUAAUUCUCCUUAAAUACACUGUGAUCGAUGGGGAAAGACAUCACUUACUGUAUCACCACCAGAGGGAGACACCACUGAUCCACAUAGUAAAAGCCUCUUGGUUUCAUCGUCCUCUAUCCCAGGGUGCUAACAUCUAUCAACUAACAUUUAAUCAACGAUUACUGCUAUGAUUUUACUGCUUUUGUUUUGCACUUUGGGAUUGUUUAGGAGGUCAAACCAGGAGUCAGAUCGGGAGGCUGUUCAAACAAAUGAUAACGUUCAUAUAUAAGGAUGCUGUAUACCUCCUAAAGCCAUCCUUUGUGCCAAUAACCUCAAGUGGCCUUGUGGUAAAAUAGCUGAACACAUUAUUUGUCAUCCCCUCAGGCACCAAUCAAUGUUUUUCUAUACUUUAUGAAGCAUUAUAAUGUUUUUAAUUAUUUAGAAAUAUAGCUUCUAGCUUGUUAAGUUUUACUUUUGUUUUCAAAAAACGCAUUUCAGAAAAUUUGUCCUUGCAUAUGUAACGAAAACUGGCAAAAAACGGUUCAAAUUACUGUGGAGUUGAACCAAAGAGAGUCAGGUGUUCUUCUUACGAAGGAGCAUGUUUAUUAUGGGUGUAACUGUGAUGUUUCCACUAUGGUGUGGCCUAUUACCACAUCACACUCACAGCAUGACCACAUGACCUUGAGGCAUUGUGCUAAAAGUCCAAAACAAGUGGUUAUUGAUAUUUACCUGGUUGAUGUGUCAGGACUGAUUUUAGCUACAUACUGUAAAGAGGAAUGUCAGAUGAAAGUAAUGAUAUCAAUAAUUUGGUGCCUUUAUCAUAGUAAUAUUACAUGUCAGCCAUUUCUUUUGCUUUACUUAUUUUAAGCUGUUUACUCGAUGCUUAAUACCUUCAGCAAAGGUUCACUGUAUGCAUAUACGUCCAGCCUGAGUACUUUUCUUUAAUAACAGUCUUUGAAUGUAUGUGUCUAUGGAUCAUUCAUCAAAAAUGUUAAUUUAAAGCCAUCACAGUAAUACUGACCAACAGAUUUUGAGUCUUAACCAGUGUCUUAUGUGUAAUAAAAUAUAAACUCAUGACAGUG
Larimichthys crocea (large yellow croaker) is the source of this 3222-nucleotide messenger RNA. RefSeq names its product StAR related lipid transfer domain containing 3 (gene stard3). The record is from RefSeq and is a predicted model, not a curated record. The transcript has 15 exons. Bases 174 to 1526 code for a protein of 450 amino acids. Gene Ontology annotation, biological process: cholesterol transport. Gene Ontology annotation, cellular component: lysosomal membrane; late endosome membrane; endoplasmic reticulum membrane. NCBI's taxonomy places the organism in Eukaryota, Metazoa, Chordata, Actinopteri, Sciaenidae. Gene Ontology annotation, molecular function: cholesterol binding; cholesterol transfer activity.